Solenopsis invicta (red fire ant) is the source of this 1493-nucleotide messenger RNA. RefSeq names its product N-acetylneuraminate lyase. Gene Ontology annotation, molecular function: 4-hydroxy-tetrahydrodipicolinate synthase activity; N-acetylneuraminate lyase activity. The record is from RefSeq and is a predicted model, not a curated record. Gene Ontology annotation, biological process: N-acetylneuraminate catabolic process. Lineage: Eukaryota; Metazoa; Arthropoda; Insecta; Hymenoptera; Formicidae. The coding region runs from base 327 to 1259 and encodes 310 amino acids. The transcript is spliced from 8 exons.
AAAUCUAUUAUUUCAUCUACUCUUGUGUUUUUACAUUUUUUACAUUGUAAACGUUGCUAAUUAUUCCAGUUUACAAAAUGCAAAAAGACCUGAAUGUUAAUUACACGUUCAGUUUAACACAAUCGAAGAACAAAUUUUAAAUUGUCUAAUAAAUUUAAUGUUUUCUAACAUUUAAUAUUUCUAUCGUUGGUGCAUACACCUUUAAUGUUUUACAAACAAGAGACAAUCUUAUCAGCACUCGACGAGAAAAAGCAUAUUUAGUUGCUCAUGUUGUUUAGUUCUUUUCGUAUCGCUGCCGUGGUAAGGUUUUACGCACUUAUAACACGAUGUCCCGUUUGUCAUAUACAUACAGAGGUCUUAUUGCUCCAGUAUUAGCUCCUUUCGGUAAUAAUGGAUCUCUUAAUUUGGACAUUAUAUCACAGUAUGCGUCAUAUUUAGCAAAGAAAGGUAUCAAAGGUAUAUUGGUUAAUGGCACAAAUGGUGAAGGAAUGGCAAUGUCUGUUACCGAAAGAAAACUUGUUACUGAAACCUGGGUAAAGGCAGUACAGAAAACAAAGCAACACCUGAUGAUUCAAGUAGGAGGCGCACCUCUUCCUGAUGUUAUCGAACUUGCGAAACACGCAAGUAGUCUGUCAGUGGAUUCUAUACUCUGCUUACCAGAAUUGUACUUCAAGCCUACUACUCCUACACAACUGAUCGAAUACUUGGAAAUAGUUGGUCAAGCAGCACCAAAGACACCGUUAUUAUACUAUCAUAUUCCUAUGAUGACGAAUGUUAACAUACAUAUGGGACAAUUUCUUGAAUCAAUUAGGGAUAAAAUACCUCAAUUUGUCGGUAUAAAAUUCACUAGCUCAAACUUAGAGGAAGGAGCGCAAGCACUACGUGCCGACGAUAGAAAAUAUGUUAUUUUCCUUGGCAAUAAUCAGUUGAUAAACGCUGCAUACGCAUUAGGGAUGGAUUCCUUCAUAUUAAGCAGCAUAAACGUAUUUCCGGAACUUGUAUUGGAUAUUUUUGCUGCUUGCAAGAGUGGAGAUACGUUAAGAGCUAAAAAUUUACAAGAAAAACUUUCAAGCGUUGUAGUUGCUAUAAUGAAACAUGGUAAUCGAGUGCAGGCUAUGAAAAUAGCAAUGGCCCUUCUUACUGACAUUGACACUGGAGUAUCUCGUGCACUACCUAAAUCUGUUUUUUCCGAGAUCGUAGAAACUGAGAUAAAAGAUUUAACAAGCUUAGGAUAUCAACCAAAAAUUAAAUAUUACUGACAAUGAAAAUAUUUUCCUUCUCUACCUUAUCGUAUUUAUAUAGCAUAUAUUAUCUUUUUUACAAUAAAUUAUUCAAUCAUAAACAUAAAAUAACGUUACAGUAACACGCGCAUUUUUUAAAAAUAAAUAUCUCUAACAAUAAAUAUCUCUAACAACUCAAAAAGAUUAAUUCAUAUUGUUACAAUUUUGUCAAUUUUGUAAAUAUAUAUCAUAAAUAUAUUGUAAAUUCAUCAA